Diceros bicornis minor is the source of this 957-nucleotide messenger RNA. It is a transcript of the gene CYTL1, whose product is annotated as cytokine like 1. The record is from RefSeq and is a predicted model, not a curated record. NCBI's taxonomy places the organism in Eukaryota, Metazoa, Chordata, Mammalia, Perissodactyla, Rhinocerotidae. The transcript is spliced from 4 exons. Bases 1 to 408 code for a protein of 135 amino acids. Gene Ontology annotation, biological process: positive regulation of transcription by RNA polymerase II.
AUGACGCCCCGGCUGCUCCCCCUGUUGCUGCUGCUCCUGGCUGGGCCCCCCGCCGCCAGGCCCACUCCCCCGACCUGCUACUCCAGGAUGCUGAGCCUGAGCAGGGAGAUCACGGGGGACUUCCGGAGCCUGCAGGCCACAGAGCCCGCGGAGCCGUGUGUGAGAUACCUGCCCAGGCUGUACCUGGACAUACACAAUUACUGUGUGCUGGCCAAGCUGAGGGACUUCGUGGCGUCGCCCCAGUGCUGGAGGGUGGCCCAGGUGGAUGCCUUGAGGGACAAAGUGCGGAAACUGUACACCAUCAUGAACUCGUUCUGCAGGAGAGAUUUGGUGUUCCUGUCGGAUGACUGCAAUGCCUUGGAAUACCCAAUCCCGGUGACCACGGUGCUGCCAGGUCAUCAGAGCUAAGGCAGCCCUGACCAGAGAAAGAACCCAAGGGGACUGAAGCUAUGUCAGCUGCCCAGACACGGUGGGCUAUACCGUGGCCCCCACAGGUCUUCCUUACCGUAGCAGCUGAAGCUGUCACGUGUGUUUCCACUUUCUGGAAAGCAGGGCUUGUGUCCCUACCCUGGAACCAACUUUGAACAUAGUUAGAAGCCUUGCUUCUCAUUCCCCUUGGUUUUACCUUGCCAGGAUGGUUAGAUACACGAGCAUGUUUAUUUGGUCGCUAAGAAGAAAAAGGCAAACCAGCUUUUCUUGUAUGAACAACUAUCUUGAGAACGAGCAAAAUAGCGUAUUUGUAGUACUGCUUUAAUGGAGUCGUGGUGCCAUUUUUCUUUCUUGAUAGGAACCUGCUUACAUUUAACCAAGCUUCUAUUCUAUACCCUCUCCCACCACAAACUUUCCUUACAUUAUCUUUCAUUUUUAAAGAAGUCUUACCGCCUGUAAAACGUAUUUUGCAAGAUUCAUGAUUACAUAGUGCUGACGGGAACUUUAAAGGUGACGAAGAUCAAAUAA